Alligator mississippiensis (American alligator) is the source of this 3775-nucleotide messenger RNA. RefSeq names its product prolactin-releasing peptide receptor. Gene Ontology annotation, cellular component: plasma membrane; neuron projection. The transcript is spliced from 7 exons. Gene Ontology annotation, molecular function: neuropeptide binding; neuropeptide Y receptor activity. Gene Ontology annotation, biological process: G protein-coupled receptor signaling pathway. Bases 1212 to 2264 code for a protein of 350 amino acids. The record is from RefSeq and is a predicted model, not a curated record. Lineage: Eukaryota; Metazoa; Chordata; Crocodylia; Alligatoridae.
AUGGGGCCUUUGGGCUCUGCAGUGAUACAAAGAUGUAGUUAUCUGGGGGCUGGACUGAGAGAGGUUUCCAGUGAAGCUCACUGAUAGCAUAUCUUCUUGGUACUCCCCUGACUGGCAUUGAUACCUGCGUGCUGCGGUGAAAGAUGCUGCCUGUGCCUACCUUUGUUCAUGAGGCUUCAAGGGUCUUUGGUGUUUGUCCUGGAGCCUGGGGGACAGACCCUGGACUGGGAGCAGGACAGGAAGAGUGUGACUUUUCAGGAGCAGUUCCCAGCAGAUAUAAGGCAGGAAUGCAAUGCGCUGCUAAUUGAAAACUGUCCUGAAUGCUGUGCACGCUGCUUGGUGCAGUGGCUGUAUGAGGACAUCUUGCUGAGCAUGGAUUAAGCCGUACAAAGAAAUCCAGGAAGAAAAGAAGCAGAAGAUGGUUCCAAACAACAGCAAUCUGAGCUGCAAUUGCAGCUGGGGACUAAUCUCUUCCUGUGGUUCCUUCGUGCACCUGAGAGCUCUUUGGUGUGGAGUAGAGCCUGGUUUGCGGGGCUGCAGCGGUGUUAGAGGAGACUGCAGCCACCUGCCCUUAAAAUGAUGGAACGUCAGCCCCUGCAGCAGAACGCAAACCCAUCCCUGAGCCAGGCCUGGGCUCUGAAACUCACUGGCAAUAAGCUAAGAAGAGCUUCCACCCUCCAAGGAACCUGUACAACAAAACUGUUCCAGUCCAGCAGGAAAAAUGAAAUGGAGAAAGCAAUUCUAAGGAAGCCUUGCUUAAAAGGAGGCUAAAGGAUUGGGCCUGAGGCAUAUGGAAAUCGUCUCAGUAUGAACGCCAGUGGGAGCUGAAGCACACGCAAGAAAUUAAAAAUGAUGUACCAAGAAGACAUGUCUAUUUAAUCUCCAGGUAUGACCUGUGAAGUGUAGAACAGAGUUGCAUCGGUAGGAUUAUACCCGAAUAACCAUUCACAUACCCAAGUACGUACAGAAGAUCUCUGCAAAGCUGAGACACUGAAUCAGAAUAACAGGUCAUGGUUUUACAGGGACUGUUUUAUCUGGUGAGGACUGUCAAUUCAUCCAAAACAGGUGCCCACAGAAGGUUUGAUCAGAAAUGGUAUGCACACACACUACUGUGUUUCAGAAUGGCAAAUGUAUCUUGAUCUCGUAAUUAGGGUCACUAGUGCUAACCCAUCUGCUCUUCUCUAAGCUUGAUUCCUAGUUGACUGUGACUCAUGGAACCCAUCAAAAAUUGGGACAGCGUCCCAACCAAUGACAGUGUCUAUGAGAUCAUCCUCAAGAACAGCUCCAAUUCCAGCUCCCAGUUUACAGGUGUCCAGCUCAUCCAGUCCUUCAAACCCCUCAUCAUCCCAUGCUACACCCUAGUGGUACUGAUUGGCAUCUUUGGCAACUAUCUUCUCCUUUAUGUCAUCUGCAAGACCAAGAAGAUGCACAAUGUCACCAACUUCUUCAUCGGGAACUUGGCUUUCUCGGACAUGCUGAUGUGUGCUACAUGCGUCCCUUUUACCCUGGCCUACGCCUUCAACCCUCAGGGCUGGAUCUUCGGGAAGUUUCUAUGUUACUUUGUGUUCCUGAUGCAGCCCAUGACUGUCUACGUGUCCGUCUUCACACUCACUGCCAUUGCCGUAGAUAGGUACUACGCCACGGUGCACCCUCUGAAGAAGCGCAUCUCUGUCACCAGCUGUGUGUAUGUGGUGGGGGGAAUCUGGCUGCUGUCCUGUGCCCUGGUGGCCCCGGCCAUCGCCCACACCUAUCACGUGGAGUUCCAGCGUGAGGGCUUUACCAUCUGCGAGGAGUUCUGGAUGGAGGAGGAGAAGGAGCAUCUGGCCUAUGCAUACAGCACUCUCAUCAUCACCUAUAUCCUGCCCCUCUCGGCUGUCUCCCUCUCCUACAUCUGCAUCACUGUCAAGCUUAAGAACCGGGUGGUGCCCGGCCACCCAACGCAGAGCCAGGCAGAAUUUGAGCGGGCACGUAAGAGGAAGAUCUUCCGCCUCCUCGUGCUGGUGGUAGCUGCCUUUGGGAUCUGCUGGCUCCCCAUCCAUGUCUUCAACAUCCUGCGUGACAUAGACAUCAACCUCAUCAACAAGCACUACUUUCUGCUCAUCCAACUGCUCUGCCAUUGGUUUGCCAUGAGCUCUUCCUGCUGCAACCCUUUUCUGUAUGCCUGGCUGCAUGACCGCUUCCGCAGUGAGCUGAAAAAGAUGUUCACCUUCAAGCAGAAGAUCAUUCCCACCAACCACUGUGUGGCCAUGAGCGUGAUGCUCUGAGAUCCGGAGUGUGGCCUCCCUGCUCCUGGAUGGUCUCACGCCUACUCUUGCCCUUUCCAUUUCCAAAAGAGUCAACAAAAAAUAGAUCCCCCAACCACACAGCACAUGGCCCUAUUUGUGGGGAUGACUGCGACUGCCUCAUGCUGCUCUGGGGUCCCAGAUCUGGAAGUAAAGAAUACUUCACUGCAAUACAACUUCAGUGGCAGUUGGGAAAGUACAUGAUAGAGGUAGAAUUGCCCUUGAACUUUUCCUGACUGUGCUAUCGAGCCCUUGAUACAAUGAGUCACCAGGUUUCUGCUUCAUCGGAAAGCAAGUAGCCAAGUAUCCCAGCUGGUAAUGAGGCUCAGUACUCAGGAGACUGACUCCAGGAUUCACAUGUUCCAAGGCUGCCAGUCCAAGAGCUAAACUUCACCAGGAACAAAUGCUUUUUCACCCAAAACUUGCUAGGGAAAUCACCACUGGAAGAGACCUUUGAGGUAGGGAAGACUGCAGAUUGUGGAGACAUGUCCAAGCUAGUUGUAAACUGGUUGUCACUGUGGUAGCACAGAGCUCACCCUGGACGAACUGCCUGAGCACUUAUCCAGCUUUGCAAGCAGGUUUGCAGCCUGCUCUCAACCCCCUGCUACUGCAGGGGAGAUACCAUGGUGAUGAUGUUGGUUCAGGUGAUUUUACUGUACCUGGAAGUGGAGAUCCCCCUAUUCCUGGCCUUGAAUGACUUGGUGCAGUUGAGGGUGGAGACUUGUCCAUCGCACUGCAGGUGGGCACCCCUGUGAGAGUCUACUACAGCCUCUCAAUGGGAGGAUCUUGGUUACGCCACAGUCACAGUGCCAAGUAGCAUAGUACUAGACCAACAGUCUUGGAAAGAGUGGAUUUGUGUUACCAGACGUUGGGAAAAGGAAGAACACCACAUCCAACUUUAUAUAUCGGGGAAAAUCCCUUAGUAAGUCAAGUGGGAACUGUUGCUUCUUUUACUAGGACCAAAUAUGAUGACCCUCUGUGCACAGUUCUUCUCUUCUCUUGUUCUGAUCAGGAAAGGGCUCUGAUGGGGUUGGGGCCAGAUUGCUUACGUCAGAGGGAAGCUUGGACAGUGAAGUGCGUGUCCCCAUGUUUGCGGCUGAAAUGUUCAAGCACUCCUGUGUCUAACGCCAAACUUCCUUUCUUCCCAAGACAUCUCAGCAUGAGGUUUGUUGGAAAGAAAAAUCUAGUUUAAAGUUCCUGUCUCUAAAAGCAGAAGGUAGGGCAGAGAGGCACCUAUGAACCAGUUAGUCUGGAAGGUACCACCCUGCCCAUCUGCUGCCUGAUUUCAGACUCACCACAUUUCUCUCUCUCUGAAGCUGGGCUUGGAGGGAAUUUUCUUUUCCAGACUGCAGAGGUCUUUGCCUGCGGGGAGCAGACCUGCUGCGAGCGAGAUCCCUGCAGCUGAUAAUGGAAGCGAUUCUAACAAUGCUGUCCCUCGCCCCUGCGAUGUGCUGAUCUGAUGUGUUUGACGGCUAAUAAAACAGUGCUACAGA